UAUCCCACUCUUCAUUCUUCAAGCAUUUCCAAAAAAAAUGUAUUUUUCUCAAUAAACCCUUCCUUCCCAACCGACGUCGCUCCCUCUUAUUAUUUGAAUCGAAUUAGAAUCAUCAUCGAUAAGAUGAACUCAAGUAGCAAGAGUAAGAAGGAGAAGCUGAUGUGUGUCCUUGCUAUUCCUGCAAUCAGCAGCACGUCCAAUGUCACACAAACAAGGAAGAAAUUACUUAACCCCCAACCGAUGGACCUAAGUAACAAGUGUAAGAAGGAGAAGGCGAUGUAUGUCCUCGCUCUUUCUGCAAUUAGCAGCACGUGCCAUGUCACACAAACAAGGAACAAAUCACUCAAUUUCGAGCAGAUGAACUUAAGCAGCAAGUGUAAGAAGGAGAAGCUGAUGUAUGUCCUCGCUCUUCCUGCAAUCAGCAGCACGUGUCAUGUCACACAAACAAGGAACAAAUCACUCAAUCCACCGCAGAAGAACAAUAUUGGAGUGCAUAAAAAGGACAUGAUCAAAACCAGCAAACCACAAAGCACAACAAACGAGGUUGGGGUAAAUAAUGUGGAUGCCAAAAGCAAAACCAAAAUCGAAAAUAGAAAACGUGGUUUAGAGACAAUGAUUUCUCAUAACAAUGACAACCAGGACUCCCAUCCUACUAACAAACAUAAGAAGAAAAAGAAAGUUAUACUUGAUGCCAUAAACAAUGGUCAUAGGGGAGAAAAUCAUGAAUUUUGUAAAGGCGAUGAUGAAGGUAACGUUGUUAAGGGUAACAAGACAAACAAUCUAGACUCAGAGGCCAUGUCUAAACAUGAUAACCCGUUUGCUGAGUUCGAAUUUAAAGGGACAAGAAAAUCAACAAUGCACCAAAAUUCAGAAAAUCAAAAGCAACUUAAGAAGUUUGUUCCCGAAAAAACCUACCUAACUGCUUCCCAAAGGCGAGAUGAGGCUUACAAAAAGAAGACUCCAGACAUCACAUGGAAACCUCCGCGAUCCGAUUAUAAUCUCAUUCAGGAAGAUCAUAUCCAUGAUCCUUGGAGGGUUAUGGCUUUAUGCAUACUUCUAAAUAAAACACAGGGUUUGCAGGUUAAAAGAGCGAUAUCAGAUUUUUUUAGUCUAUGCCCAGAUGCAAAGACUGCUGCACAGGUUCCAGAAAAGAUGAUUAGAAAGGUUAUAACACCACUUGGAUUACAGAAAAUAAGGGCGAGGACGGUUAGCAUAUAUUCUAAACAAUAUAUAGAAGAUAACUGGACACAUGUUACUCAACUCUUUGGCAUUGGCAAGUAUGCAGCAGACGCAUAUGCAAUAUUUGUUACAGGGCACUGGAAUCGUGUAAGACCCAAAGAUCAUAUGCUUGUAAAGUAUUGGAAUUUUCUUCGUGGUAAAAGGAAUUUAUUGCACUCACCUUCUUAGCAUAUAAGAUACCGAGUCUAAUUGCUGUCAUUCAAGUACUCUUCGCUAUUAUGUGUUAGAUUUUGGGAAGUGUAGAAUGUUAAGUUUUGGCCUAAAUGGUAUAGUCAAAGACUAAUCUUA
Messenger RNA from Erigeron canadensis, 1527 nucleotides. RefSeq names its product methyl-CpG-binding domain protein 4-like. The record is from RefSeq and is a predicted model, not a curated record. Lineage: Eukaryota; Viridiplantae; Streptophyta; Magnoliopsida; Asterales; Asteraceae. Gene Ontology annotation, molecular function: DNA binding; catalytic activity. Gene Ontology annotation, cellular component: nucleus. Bases 124 to 1407 code for a protein of 427 amino acids. The transcript has 7 exons. Gene Ontology annotation, biological process: DNA repair.